This is a messenger RNA of Microdochium trichocladiopsis, 3359 nucleotides long. RefSeq names its product SNF2 family N-terminal domain-containing protein. The transcript has 10 exons. Bases 138 to 2969 code for a protein of 943 amino acids. Lineage: Eukaryota; Fungi; Ascomycota; Sordariomycetes; Xylariales; Microdochiaceae. Gene Ontology annotation, molecular function: ATP-dependent chromatin remodeler activity; ATP binding. The record is from RefSeq and is a predicted model, not a curated record.
CUACGUGAAACUCCAUGGAAAUCUCAGAGUUCAGAAGCAGAGCCUGGGGAUCAAGCAAGCCGUGAGACCCUCAUGAAACUCCCGCCUGGAGUUUCUCGAUGAAUUGAACCUUACGAAGGGCGGAAGUUCUAUCAGUCAUGUCUUUACAUCAUAUUCUCAACGAUGACCCACCCUACAGAUCGAACUUCAGCAGUGCUGAACCGACCUCGUACGGCUCUUUUCCAUCUCUCUAUCCUGAUCCUCACAUCGAUCUUGAUGAUCUGUUUCUAGAUACGCAACACCAGAGCACUUACGAUGACGGCAAUGGACUACUUGAAAUCCCACCUGAUGCACUUCACCAGAUUGAGGUGGGCUUCGAGGAUUGGGCCACCAUGAUGCACCCAGUGGCAAACGAGUCAGAUGAUCAUGCAGAGUCGAGCCAUCCGACAUCAGUAGGCCCGAGUGAGAUACUUGAGCAGGAUAUGAUUUGCUAUGGCAUGCUGUAUGAAUACGAUGUCAAACUCGUUUCAACAGACAUGCAAGAAGUGACCAGCACUCUGAAGGCCUCCGCAGACGGACAGCAGUUGGCCUUGGACAACCAUUUACAGAAGUUCACCGUGAUGAGGAGGACGGAAUCUGCAGUACUGUGCUUCGAAGACGGCUCUUCAUUUGGGUAUCUGAGGGAAGGGCAAGCUCGAGUCCUUGUCUCCAUCAUGGAAUCGUGCCCGGCUGUCACGUUCGAGGGUGUCGCGCGCACUCACCUGCUCAUCGAGCGAAUCAGCAAGAUCUCGAAAUCUCCGGACCGAUUUGUCACUGUCGACAUCAACGUCUAUGGCCCCGAGAAUAUUGCCCACCAGAUUGGGCAAGAACUGUCCAGCAACAAGGCAUAUCUGCAACAACCUGACCACUAUCUGAAAGACUUCCAAUACAAGAACCCUCAUGUGAUCAAAUUUCCCGGGAUAGACGUGACCUCCCGACGCCGCAACGAGGUGCGACAGGCUGAGAAACCUGAGGCGGCAAUUAGUGGGAAAGAGGACCGUUUGCAAAGGAUGCUUGCAGAGGUCCACGCCACGCUGAACGAGGUGGAAGAGCCUUCACGAACGGAAGGCGACAGGCGACUUCGGACGCAGCUUCUUCCGCACCAAGAGAGGGCUCUCACUUUCAUGGCUCGGCGCGAGUCUGGUGAGAUUCCUGACGAGGAUAGACUUUGGAGGAAGACAGCCAUCGAAGGGCAAGAGAAGUAUAUUCAUAAGAUCAGCAAAACCCUUGCGAGCGAGCGGCCCACGGAAAGGGGCGGUGGGGUCUUGGCGGAUGAGAUGGGUAUGGGGAAGACAUUGACAAUGAUUGCUGUGAUAGUUCAGACACUGUCGGAGGCACACCGAUAUGUCGUGGAGAGGCAGAGCUCGGCCCACCAGAGUGGGAAAAGCAAUAUCUAUUCACACUCCACCUUGGUCGUGGUCCCGUCAGAAUUACUCAUCAAUACUUGGACGAAACAGAUCAAUAAGCACGUUGGUGACGAUCUCACUUACGUCAAGUACCACGGCGCCGGAAGGCUCAAGGACGCAGAGUCGCUUUCAAAGGCCGAUGUCGUUAUUACAACCUAUCACACACUUGCCGUUGAGUUCAAGGAGAAGAGAAGCCUACUUCACAACAUUCACUGGUUUCGCGUGGUUCUCGAUGAAGGGCACAUGAUCCGCCGACCUGCCACAAUUUUUCACAAGACAUGCUACGAGCUAGAAGCACGAUCGAGAUGGUGCUUGACCGGCACUCCUAUUCAAAACAAGCUUGAUGACAUCGGAGCACUCUUCGUGUUCAUCAGAGCUGAACCAUUCCACAGCAUGGCGCAAUUUCGAAGUUCAAUAACGCUGCCUUUCGAGCGAGGCGACGACACUGUGAAGGACAAACUCGUAAUGCUCUAUAAGUCUCUGUGCAUAAGUCGUCCUAGAAGAAAAGCAGAGCUACCAGAACCGAUUGAACGCCUCCGAGAGCUCGAGUUCACACAAGAAGAAAGACACCUGUACAAGAGAACAGAGAGCAUCAUGGAUCGAACAAUCCGGCAAGUUGUCGGCCAUGUUGAGCAGGAGAAGACCUUUGGUCUUUUCCAGACAUAUCUGCAGCUCCGCAUUUCCUGUAACCACGGAACGUGGCAAAAACUCUUCUCGUGGCGACGCAAUCGACUGCAGGAGAUGCGCGAGGCCAUCGAAGCUAACAGACUGGACGCUGAAAUUCGCUGCGGCGGUUGCGCGCAGCCCCGGCCGAGCCUCGACAGCUACAAGCAUUAUCCGAGUUGCGGCCAUUUCUUGUGCUCAGACUGUCGCAAGGACCACGCGGGAGACCACAACAUUGACCGCACAGACGGGCGUUGUCCUCUCUGCCGUAUUCAAACCCGGUCUCAUCAUCAUCACCACCAUCAUCAUCGAGAGCCAAAUCAGGUGCCAGAAGUAGUUCCUCUCUUUGGAGACGAGGAAGAGACCCAGCCGGCAAAUGACCAUGCAAUGCAAGGUCUCCAGGAGGAAGAGGAUUAUUUUGAGGAUUCGGGGCACUCGACGAAGAUGAUGGCUCUGAUGGAAGACGUCAAGGUUGAUCUGGAAAGAACCAAAAGCAUCAUUUUCUCAUGCUGGACGAGUACUUUAAAUUUGGUCGGCAGACAUCUAGAGAAAGAGGGUGUCAAAUAUCUCCGUAUUGAUGGAGAAACACCGACGAAGAAGCGACAAGAUUUACUUGAUCAAUUCGACAGCCAGACAGUUCGAGUGCUUAUCAUGACCACUGGUACGGGUGCAUUUGGGCUCAAUAUCAUGUCAGCUCAAAGAGUGUUCAUUGUGGAGUCGCAGUGGAACCCUAGCGUUGAGAACCAGGCGAUCUCAAGGGCAAUCCGCAUCGGUCAGACCGAGAACGUGCUUGUCACGCGAUAUAUCAUGAAGGGAACUGUGGAAGAAGAAAUGAUGUCCCAGCAAAAGAGGAAGCGUGACGCAGCGAGGUUGGGCUGGUAAGGGGAGGUUGAGCCCAAAAGUCUGGGUUUUAUGUGAAGACAGGCCAAAUACUAACGUUACCGCCGUUGCCGGAACAACGCCUCGUGGCUGGCUAGCCACCUCUACCCGGAGACGGUAUCUACCUUUUCGCCUACCUAGCCAUAGAUACUUAGCCUAAUCAAUAAACCAGGUGCGCAAGUCUGCUUGGGCGCUUGCUGGGAGGAGUUACAGGUCGCACAAGAAGGCCCCUAAUUGCCAUAAGCUCGUAGCUUGUGUUGUUCCAGGCAGCUCCCAGGCCCCGACUGACUCUUAAAAAGCAGUGAAGCAAAUGGCCCCCCAAAUCUCCUCUGCUGGCAGUGGCCCCACCUUAUUAGUCCGAUUGAAUCUCCCGAACAGCCCCGCUGACGGCUC